CUUCAUUUCAGAUUUCACAGGGAAAUUCAAUGGGAAGGUGAACGCCAGUCAUGAAGCUCCGCUGAAACAAAAGCUCCUCGAAGUGUUUGGAUUAACUUUACCGGAGUCUGCAGGAUCCCGUCGUUAGCAUUUUUUUUUCUUUUUAAACUUGGUCGAAAACUAUUCACCGAGCGCAAGAUGAUGUCCGACGCCAGCGACAUGUUGGCAGCAGCCUUGGAGCAAAUGGACGGGAUCAUAGCAGGCUCUAAGGCCAUGGACUACUCCAACGGGUUGUUUGACUGCCAGUCGCCCACGUCGCCCUUCCUGGGUGGCCUCCGGGUGCUGCACCUCCUGGAGGACCUGAGGGCAGCUCUGGAGCUCAUGGACAACGAGGAGAGGGACAACCUGCGCUGUCAGAUCCCGGACUCCACUGCAGAGGGGCUGGCGGACUGGCUGCACGGACGAACGACCAACGUCCACGGCGCUGAAGCGGCGUACCAAGAACGUCUGUCACGGCUGGAGAGCGACAAAGAGUGUCUCAUUCUUCAGGUAAGCGUUUUGACAGAUCAGGUGGAGGUGCAAGGCGAAAAGAUUCGGGACCUGGACAAAUGUCUCGAGCAUCACCGGGAGAAGCUGAACGCCACCGAGGAGCUGCUGCAACAAGAGCUGCUGAACCGGACGGCGCUGGAGACCCAGAAGCUGGAGCUGAUGACUGAAGUGUCCAGUCUGAAGCUGAAGCUAACGGCUGUGGAGAGGGACCACAGAGGCAAUGAGGGCUUGUACCAGGAAGUAACGGACCUGCGGUUCAGGGUGACUGAUAUAGAGAAUGAAAGGCUGCAGUGUGAGAAGAAACUCAGAGCUACUAAACGUCCAAAGUGGAACGAUACGCGGUUCACGGGAGAUGAGGACGAGCUGCAGCUUCUUCAGAAGCAGCUGGAGGAGCGAGAGGUGGAGCUGAGGAUGUUGAAGGACGAGAGCCGGCCGAGGGUGGAGAGCCCCGACAGAGCUGAGGGAGGAGAAAGAGAUAAUGAAACGUUGAAGAUGAAGAGUGUGUUGGAGUCACUGAUGUCAGAAAACGAUGAGAAGGAAAGAAGGAUUAAGGAGCUGGAGGAGUCGCUAACAAAGUGCAAGAAGGUGCAGGAGCUGGUCAGAGAGAAGCUGAAGGAGGACGACUACGACGACAUCACAGACGAUCCCUCGGCCUCGGUGUCCAUGGAGGUGGAUCAGGUCACCCUGGAGCUGGAGGGGGAGGCAGGAAGGAGCUCUGGAGAGUCUGUUCCUUGUAUAGCAGUGCUCUCUGAGAUGAAUGAACUGGACAGAGAACGACAGUUGCAGGCAGUCAAGAGCUCGUUAGACGUCCCACAGUCGGGCGUCUCAGCUGCAAGCACUGAACAGGCCAAAAGUAAAGGUUCCUCGUUAUCUAAUAAAGGAAAUCACUCCAGUGUGGAGAGUUUUGGUUCGAAGAAGGCCCGCGCCUCUUUCGGCCGCGGCUUCUUUAAGCUGCGAGGAGGGAAGCAGGCGGCCAGCGCCCCAAACCUCGCCGAGACAGAACGUAGAGGCACGGAGCACCUCGACUUGGCCGGCGUUCCUUCUCGGAAAUCCCACGACGCAGCUCCUCUGGCGUCGUCUCCGGAAACCAAAAAGAAGUCCAAAGGGUUGAGGAAGUUCUUCGGCAGGCUAAAGAGGAGUCACUCCACCUCCUUCAACCUGGACGACGCCGCUGAGAUGGAGUUCAGGAGGGGCGGAGUCAGAGCCACGGCCGGCCCUCGACUCGGAUGGUCACGAGAACCAAAACACUGCGCUGUGGACGUUCCUUUCUCUCGGUGGACUAAAGACGACGUGUGUGUGUGGCUCCAUGAACAGGGCCUGGGUUUGUACGUGGCUCAGGGCCACAGCUGGAUCAAAUCAGGACAAACGUUACUGCAGGCGUCACAGCAGGAUCUGGAGAAGGAGCUGGGCAUGAAGCAGCCUCUCCACAGGAAGAAGCUGCAGCUGGCCCUGCAGGCGCUCGGCUCAGAGGACGACGACCUGAAGGGAAAACUGGACCACAACUGGGUGACGAGGUGGCUGGACGACAUCGGCCUCCCUCAGUAUAAGAGUCACUUUGAUGAGGCUCGGGUGGACGGGCGGAUGCUGCACUACAUGACAGUGGACGACCUGUUGUCUCUGAAGGUCGGCAGCGUCCUCCAUCACCUCAGCAUCAAGAGAGCCAUCCAGGUCCUCCGCCUCAACUCCUACGAGCCCAGCUGCCUCAGGAGGAGACCCUCUGAUGAGAACAACAUGACUCCAGCAGAGAUCUCCCAGUGGACCAACCACAGAGUGAUGGAGUGGCUCCGCUCCGUAGAUCUGGCAGAAUACGCCCCCAACCUGAGGGGGAGCGGCGUUCACGGAGGCCUGAUGGUCCUGGAGCCUCGGUUCAACGUGGAGGCGCUCGCCCUGCUGCUCAACAUUCCUCCCAGUAAAACCCUGCUGAGACGCCACCUGGCCACUCACUUCCACCUGCUCAUCGGCUCCGAGGCGCAGAGGCUCAAACAGGACUGUCUGGAAAACCCCGACUACACGGUCCUCACGGCCACGGCCAAGGUCAAGCCGCGGCGUCUGUCGUUCGGUGGCUUUGGAACUCUGAGGAAGAAACGUCACGAGGACGGGGACGAGUUCGUCUGCCCCAUGAACGUAGAGAUGCCGAAGAACAGCAGCUUCCUGAGGAGCGUCCAGAUCUACGAGGACCAGCUGGAACAGAUGGAAGAUUCUGAGGGAACAGUCCGACAGAUCGGAGCCUUUUCUGAGGGAAUCAACAACCUGACGAGCAUGCUGAAGGAAGAUGAGUUCUUCUCCGACGACUCUGCAGAAACACACAAGAACUCCAACAUCUGACCAAACGAGAACAAACUGAAGCGGUGUCUCUUCUCCCACCGUCCACUCGUUCCGCCCUUAGUUUCCGUGACCUCAUAUUUAUUGAAGCUGCCCAAAGUAUAAUGCAUGAACUGAAAACGUAGUAAUGGACUUCUCUCUGCAUUUAUUUUAUUAUUGUUGGUAAUAACCAGUGAUUUAAGCUUUUUAGUGUUUCUCCCUCGUACAGAUUUAGUUUGUUGUUACAUCUUUACUCCACCAGAGGUUGAAAUACUCAAGUAAAGAACUUUUAUAGAUGUGUCUUAGAGAGAAGUAAGUGACAUUAUCUUCGCAUAAAGACUUAAACCAGGGAAACUUCCAGCCUGGAUCUGACAGAGCCCACUAGUUAGUCGCUAGUUACCUCAUUUGUCGUCUCCCUAAAAACACAACUUCUCAUUUUUUUUACAUUUGUUUUGCACAACUUUAAUCAACGAGAUGUUAGACAGAUCCAGGCUGGUGCUUUCCCCAAUUUAGUCUAAAUUUAAGCGAAAUGUUUCCCCGUGACUGAAAGUAAACAUAAACCAAAGCUUUUUCCAAUGGCCAAAUCUUUUAUUUUCAUGUUUCUCAAUUGACUGUAUGUUGUUUUUAAGUUUGCUAAUAAAAAAAAAUGAAUCAA
Molecule: messenger RNA, 3484 nt
Organism: Mugil cephalus (flathead mullet)
Lineage: Eukaryota; Metazoa; Chordata; Actinopteri; Mugiliformes; Mugilidae
Gene: ppfibp1a
Product: PPFIA binding protein 1a
Exons: 26
Coding region: 178-2853 (891 amino acids)
Biological process (GO): neuromuscular junction development
Cellular component (GO): presynaptic active zone
Molecular function (GO): protein binding
Source: RefSeq, a predicted model, not a curated record